Messenger RNA from Uranotaenia lowii, 1059 nucleotides. RefSeq names its product golgin subfamily A member 6-like protein 26. The transcript is spliced from 2 exons. The coding region runs from base 40 to 1059 and encodes 339 amino acids. The record is from RefSeq and is a predicted model, not a curated record. Lineage: Eukaryota; Metazoa; Arthropoda; Insecta; Diptera; Culicidae.
CAAAGUUUUAAAUUUUGUUUACCAUCAAAGCGAUAAACGAUGGACUGCGCCAGAAGCAGUGCUGAUUCGAAGCUAGACAUUGAUUUGUCUAGCAUUCUGAAGGAAACUCAAAACAUGUUCGAGAGCUUUCAUAAGCUGAGAAACGGCUUAAGGUUUUCUCAGCUGGAAGCAAAACUUUUCAAGGAUCAAAUGACAAGUCUCAAACAACAGAUGGAUUCGAGUUCGAGUUCUGAUUGGAUUCGGUUUUCGAAAAAUCUCAACAACAUGCUGCAAGUUGUGUCCGAUCGGAAAGACGUUGCAGAGUACGAGUCCACAAUUCAGCAGUUAAAAGGGGAGAAUGAUUUUUUGAAGCAACAGUUGGAAGCAUUGAAAAGUGAUCGCGAAACAGAAAUCAAUCAACUAAAACAGACAAACCAGGAACAACUAAUUCGGGAAACAGCUCAAUUCACAAAACAGAUUUCCGAACUAACCAUUCAUAAGGAGCUGGCUGCAUCGGAAGCUUCAAUCCGAUACGAUCAAUUACAGUCCCGGUUGGAAAAGCUCCAACAGGAACAUGAAUCUCGAUUAGGAAACAUGGCUCAGCAUUACGAAAGGUUGCUAGAAACCUUAACAACCCAAAAACAGAAGCUGCGAGAAGAAAACGAAACUCUCCGGAGAAGUGAGGAGAACCUGAGGGAGCAACUGGCUCGUAUACAGAAUCACUCCACGGAUUUCUUGAUGAAUCGUUCCAGGACAAUAACACCGAGUGCGGAUCCAUUACGAGGAAGUCAGCGUUACACGGAAGUUGUCAUGACCAAACCGUGCAGCCAGAAAUCAACCACGGUUAGUGCUACAGUUAGUCAACGUCAGUCCCUUCCGGUCAACGAAAGUACGCAAGCCAAUAAUACUACUCAAGCGACUCAUGAAAUAGCGGAAGUAAGCUCAUCGUCUAGCAGGAAUUCCACUCGAAGUAUGACUAGCAGCGGAAGGAUCAACAAGAGUCCUCAGCACCCCGGAUUCGGUGGACAUGUGACGAAACCUCGCAAAAAGAGGAAACUCUUUACGCAGACGGUUGAAUAA